GGGGAGCGCGACGCUCCGCCCAGACGCUCGGGUCCCUCCCUCCCCCAGUUCUCCGCAGGCGCCCUCCUCUCGCCAGGGGCUGCGAGUUGCAUUUGGUAAAACCCAGCCCCGGAAUAUAUAGAUCAUUGGAGCGCAAUGAAGUAGGCUUCGGAGAGGAGGGAGGGGGCCGGUUCGACAGCCACAUCGGCCAGCGCAGCGGCAGCACCACCAUCACCGCUCGCACCCUAGCCGCCCGGCCCGCGAGGAGGCAGCGGCGGCCGCCGGCAGGCGCUGAGGCGGCGGCGGAGGAGAAGCGAGGAGGACCAGCGGGAGGAUCCAGAGCGCGCAGUCGGCGAGUCCACGCAUCUUGGCACUUCCAGAGCAACUCCGGCGUCUUCCACACCCUUGCCCGGGGCUAGAGGCUCUAAGAGCGGCCGCAGAGCCAGGCGGAUCCUCCUCUCGAGCUCUCUCAACCCUGCCCUGCGCCUCCCGGGCUCUGCUCCGCGCGGCGAGGUCCCCGCUCCUGCGCCCCGGGCGCGCCUCCCGGACACCCCGGUACCCGUAGGCAGGACAAAGCCAUGAAGCCGGCGCUUCUGGAAGUGAUGAGGAUGAACAGAAUUUGCCGGAUGGUGCUGGCCACUUGCUUGGGAUCCUUUAUCCUGGUCAUCUUCUAUUUCCAAAGUAUGUUGCACCCAGUCAUGCGGAGGAACCCCUUCGGCGAGGACAUCUGUUGCCGGAAGGGGUCUCGAAGCCCCCUGCAGGAGCUCUACAACCCGACCCAGCUGGAGCUCUCCAACACCGCGGUCCUUCACCAGAUGAGGCGGGACCAGGUCACAGACACCUGCCGGGCCAACAGCGCCAUGAGCCGCAAGCGGCGCGUGCUGACGCCCAACGACCUGAAGCACCUGGUGGUGGAUGAGGACCACGAGCUCAUCUACUGCUACGUGCCCAAGGUGGCCUGCACCAACUGGAAGCGGCUCAUGAUGGUCCUCACCGGGCGGGGCAAGUACAGCGACCCCAUGGAGAUCCCGGCCAACGAGGCGCACGUCUCCGCCAACCUGAAGACCCUGAACCAGUACAGCAUCCCCGAGAUCAACCACCGCCUGAAAAGCUACAUGAAGUUCCUGUUCGUCCGCGAGCCCUUCGAGAGGCUGGUGUCGGCCUACCGCAACAAGUUCACCCAGAAGUACAACACGUCCUUCCACAAGCGCUACGGCACCAAGAUCAUCAAGCGCCAGCGGAAGAACGCCACGCAGGAGGCCCUGCGCAGAGGGGACGACGUCAAGUUCGAGGAGUUCGUGGCCUAUCUCAUCGACCCGCACACGCAGCGCGAGGAGCCCUUCAACGAACACUGGCAGACCGUCUACUCCCUCUGCCACCCCUGCCACAUCCACUACGACCUCGUGGGCAAGUACGAGACGCUGGAGGAGGAUUCUAAUUACGUCCUGCAGCUGGCGGGCGUGGGCAGCUACCUGAAGUUCCCCACCUACGCCAAGUCCACAAGAACUACUGACGAAAUGACCACAGAGUUCUUCCAGAACAUCAGCUCAGAGCACCAAACGCAGCUGUACGAAGUCUACAAACUCGAUUUUUUAAUGUUCAAUUACUCAGUGCCAAGCUACCUGAAAUUGGAAUAAAGGGGGUGGGGGGGAGCGAGGGAGAGAAUUGUGCUUUUUAAUUUAAGAUUUUUAUUUGUCAAAAAGAAUUAUAUGAAUAUUGGGUUAUUUUGUAAAUUAAUAUUCCUUUGGGGAUGAUGCUGCGAGCAGCGUGGUGAGAAUUAUUUAAAGCCCUGGGUAGGGAAGGACAAGCCGUCUGGGCAGGGCAGCAGGGGGGUCCCUGUCUCUAGACGCGAACACUGCAACACUGUCUCAGAGGUCUCCUUGUGUUCUGGUGAAUUCCACGAAGUGUGCAUUCCACAAAUUCUAAUUAAUAUUAUUUAUAGUUAUUUAAACAUAGUCUCUGUAUAGAGUUCAUUUUGUGGCAGCAAGAGUCCCAUGUUUCUGCACAAGGAAUCUGUGUUUCACUCUUCGCUCACUCUGGCUCAUCCGGGGUGUGAAUGUCCCCGCUCGCCGCUCAGAGACUCCCUGCGUGAUAACAGCCGUUGUGAUGUGUGCUGAUGCCACCAUGCUUGAGAUUCUGCUGGAAAUAAAUGGGAAGAGGCACCUUUGCAAGGGACGAACUCCAAACCGAUUUUUCAAUCAACCCCAACGUCCCUUGCCCUAAAGAAAUGUGAUUUUUGUUUAACCCAAGAAGAGAACUGAUUGUAGCUUUUUUUUUCUUUUCACCAGAAUUAGUAGUCUGCUAGCAUAGGCUUUUCUCAAUAAAAUUUUAACUGGCAGUGCCAGUUGUGAUGAAGGUGAAGUGGCUGUUGCUUUAUAGUCAGCAAGUAUUUAUCGAGCAACUGCUAUGUGUUGGGCCUCAUUCUAGGGCCUGCAGCUGGAGCCCUGAGCAAAGCCAAUAGUCUCAGCCCUCAGGAAGUUAUACAUGGUCACAGAGUCUCCAGCUUGACAGCUAGCAAACCCCUAAGAUUAUUUAGACUUAACAUGUGGUUUGGGCUGUUCAUAAGCAGGUCCAUGACCCCUACAAAUCUGCAUCUUUCUAUGACCCAAAUUUGAAAGUCACAUGCUUGAAGCAGGCCACUAAACUUGUCGAGUAAUCCAAGCUCAACGCCAAACAUAAAGGAUGGCAAAAAUGUUUUGUAUCCUGUGCCUGGUCUUAUUUAUUGGUACUGCCUGCCUUUAAGCCCCAGAACAGAUUGACCAGGUAUAGCAUGGGAGAAUGCUGUGAUUGAUUAGUGAUGUCUGCUCUGGAGGAGGGAAGGGGAACGUUAGCUGCACCCAGUGCUGCCUCUUGCCAUCUCCAGCCCAGUAACCUUCUUGUAGAGGUGUUGUUUACUACCCUUGCCACCUAAUACCAUGGUAGGAUUCCUACACUUGGGGAUCUGCAAUGGUCUGGCAUUCCUACGCCUCAUGAAGGUCAGGGCAGCCUCUUGACUACACACAUGCACAUGCGCACCUGCUCUCGAGUCCUCCCAAGGCUAAAAGGACAUCAGCACCUUUGUGGCUGCCAUGCAUGAGCAGCAAGGACAGCCUUCCGUGAUGGUAGGUCAUGCCCCCUUCCCUAGGAAGGCUGCAGAUGUUCACUUCCUGUUCCUUGCUAGUUGCCUCUGCACACGCUGCCCAUUUCCAGACAUUCCCACACCUCGUUCAACGUUUGAGCCACAUCCCUUUUACAGCUAGUGAAUGAGUUGGUAGUGGAUACUGUAUAUAAUAAUAAUAAUAAUAGUUCUAAUAAUAGAGGGUGGGUGGGGGGGUGUGGGUAAGUUUUGCUUUUCAUUAUGUUGUUUAAUGCAGUGCAUAGCCAAGGGGUGAGAAGCAUAUUCUAAAACAAACAAAAAAAUGAAUAAUUUAUUCACAGAAACUAUUAAAAUUGUAUGGUAAAGCUCAGAGCCAGCCCAGCAAGCAGCAGCUGCCACAUCUCACCGAGAAAAUUAUUUUAUUGAAUGUGAGUGAGGUGGGCACUGGAGAAGGUGGCCAGAGCUAUUUAUAAAUGCCGUGUACCUCCUUCCAAUUUCUCUCCCCUUGUGAAGGGCGCAGCAACUCGACCCUUGAUGGACAGAGAUUGAUGCAGCCCGUUUAACCAAGCCAAGGGACCAUUUUUGGCUGUCCCCGGAAUUGGAAGUCUGGACCCUAUUUUCAGACAGGGGACACUGUCCUUAGAGAGAGGGCUUCUGCUGAUGAGACAGGUUCUCCAGCAUGUUUAAAUACGUGCUCUAGGGAAUGUCAAGUUCGUGUGGUGCGAAAUAAGAGUUUUGGGGUCCCGUGUUCUUGGCAAACGAAGUUAAGUCAGUUCCCUUUCUGCAGGACUUUUCAGAGCCUUGAAGGUGUGCUGUGCACUGGGAAUUCCCAAGAGUGUCAUUGAGUCUAGCGUUUCUGACCUUACGUGACCGGGACACCCUGUUUUGCAGAUCAUCUCUUGGAGCUAGUGUUCUGCAGAGCACACUGUGGUUAGGUUGCUUUAGCCCAUCUGAGGUCCUCCAGGACAAAAGGUUCCUCCCUUUACCCUCCCUCCAAAAAACAAAACUAAAACAAAAAAAAACAAAACAAAAUGAAACAGCACCACGGUGUCCACGCAGCAGAGGCACUCGAUCAGAUGAAUUCACCUGCAGUGGCUCUAAUCCUGGAUUCUACCACAGGCAGCGGUUCCGUCCCUCCCGAGCGGAGUGGAGGAAAGUUUGGGGUGGGGAGGGCAUGAGGCCACCAGGGUCCCCCAGUGCCUCAAGCCUUAGGUUGCUCAAUGCAAGCAGCGUGAGCACAGCCUUUGACGAGUGCGUCUUCCGUUCCAGAGGCUGGGAUUGUUCACUGUGCGCUCUUUGGUCCUUCAGUGGC
Messenger RNA from Artibeus jamaicensis (Jamaican fruit-eating bat), 4367 nucleotides. RefSeq names its product carbohydrate sulfotransferase 11 (gene CHST11). Gene Ontology annotation, molecular function: sulfotransferase activity. Lineage: Eukaryota; Metazoa; Chordata; Mammalia; Chiroptera; Phyllostomidae. Bases 558 to 1616 code for a protein of 352 amino acids. Gene Ontology annotation, biological process: carbohydrate biosynthetic process; proteoglycan biosynthetic process. The transcript has 3 exons. The record is from RefSeq and is a predicted model, not a curated record. Gene Ontology annotation, cellular component: membrane.